AUGGCGUCGUCGAGCAGCACGAUUGACAUUCCGGAUGUGCUCCUUACGAAAGUGCGCAAGUUCCGUCUCACACCGUCGAAGGCGCCGAUCACAGCGCAGGUGUACAAGAUCGACAAGAAGACGUUGACGCUCGAACUUGAAGAAGAACUGUUGACGGGGCUGACGAGUGUUGAAGAUCUUAUCGAAGAGUUGCCGGAGAACUCCCCACGCUUCCUCAUCGUCAAUUACAAGCUCAACCAUCGUGAUGGACGCGUCUCCUACCCUCUAUUCCUGCUCUACUGGGCCCCCCAAACCUCCUCCCUCGACCAAUCGACGCUCUACGCCUCGGCACUGAGCAACUUCAGCGUCAAAUCCGACGUGGCCAAAGUGGUCGAUGUGCGCGAUGGCGAUCUGUCGAGUAAGCAGCUGGACGAGCGACUUGGUGCAUAG
Molecule: messenger RNA, 429 nt
Organism: Kalmanozyma brasiliensis GHG001
Lineage: Eukaryota; Fungi; Basidiomycota; Ustilaginomycetes; Ustilaginales
Product: Actin-binding, cofilin/tropomyosin type
Exons: 3
Coding region: 1-429 (142 amino acids)
Biological process (GO): actin filament debranching; negative regulation of Arp2/3 complex-mediated actin nucleation
Cellular component (GO): actin cortical patch
Molecular function (GO): Arp2/3 complex binding; actin binding
Source: RefSeq, a predicted model, not a curated record